This is a messenger RNA of Ziziphus jujuba (common jujube), 1929 nucleotides long. RefSeq lists its product as uncharacterized. Bases 736 to 1182 code for a protein of 148 amino acids. The transcript has a single exon. Lineage: Eukaryota; Viridiplantae; Streptophyta; Magnoliopsida; Rosales; Rhamnaceae. The record is from RefSeq and is a predicted model, not a curated record.
CUCUGUCUAGCUCAGUCUCUGCGUAACAUGCAAGUUUUCAAAAGCAUAGGAUCAUUGCACAAUGCACAUCAAGUUCAUUGGCCAUUUUUUCAUUAUAAUAUAAGUUAAAGAUGUACUUUUUUUUCAUUUUUUCCAUAUUUUCUUGCAGUACUAGAAAAGGUCCUGAGAAAGCUCUUCAACAAUUUCAAAAGUCUUUGAAUUUUUUGUGCCCCGUACAUCCCCACUCCUCUUCUCCUCGUUCCCCACAUUUUCUCUGGUCUCCACUCUCAUUUUUACCAUAAAACUCAAAUCAAAAUUCUCUAUCCCCCAGAAAAAAGCUCAAGUAAUAAUAUAUAGGAAAAAGAAUAUCCCAACCCAAGAAAAUCUUUCCUCUUUUUUUUUUUUUUUUUUUUUUUUUUUUUUUCCUUAAAAAGCUUAUGAAUACCCAAACACAAAUUUUCCUGCAUUUUCUUUUUACUCUGAAUGAACUCCUCCUACCCACCAAAAUUUACUGUUUCCCCAGCCCACAGAAGCUUGAAACUUGUUGCACUUUCUGGAUUCAAACUUUGACAGAAAUAAACACCCUUUUGUCUCUUUUGGCAAUCUUUAUUACAAAAUUUUCAUUGUUACCCAUUUCUCUGCAUUUUUUUUUGUCUUUUCAAGUUGCAAAAUUAGAAGAACCUCUAAAACCCCCCAAGUCCCUUUAAAAUCCCAAAUCCCAAAAGCAAUUUUUUUUUUUUUUUUUGGAUAUUCCACAUGUCUACUACACCAAUAGACCAAGAGCCACCUCCCACGGCUAUGACCCAGCAAGCUUACACAACCCAUUCAGGUCACGGGUCGGUUGGACCCGUUAUCGCCGUUCUCGCGGUGAUCACCAUCCUCGGAGUCAUAGCCGGUAUGAUUGGCAGGCUCUGUUCGGGUCGACCCAUUAUGGGUCAUGGGCAGUACGAUUUCGAAGGCUGGGUGGAGAGGAAAUGCUCGACUUGUCUCGACGGCAGAGUCGAUCUUCCGCCACCGCCGCCGCGGCCGCCGGCGAACACUUCCGGCGUGGAAGUUCCGGUGGCGAUGCCGGUAGAGAUACAGCAAGAGAUUAAGGAAGAAGAAGAAGAAGAAGAAGAAGAAGAAGAGCAACCACCCCAGCGGCAACAACAGCGACACCAACACAACAACAGCUCGCAAGCAACAACUAGUAAUCAGUCUUGAAAAAAAAAGCGGAGUAGUGUACGCACUGAUUUUGAUUUUGGUAUUUAAAUUUUUUUUUUUUUUUUUGUUUAGUAAUUAAAAAAAAAAAAAGUUUCAUUUUUCUCUUGAUGGGUUUUUAAUUAUUUGCUUCUUAAUUUCUUCGUUCUUUUGCUUUGGUGGGUCUUGAAAAUAUUAGAAUAUUAAUGAAAUGGGACAAGCUUUUUUGUUUUUCAGCCAUAAAAACAUAAAUAUGCUCAUCAAGUUUAACUCAAAGUGAUGAAAAUUAGUAGAAUAAUAUGGUAAUUAAUUAAGAUUCUAAAGAAAUAAAUUUACACAUUUACAAUAAUUUUUUGAAAUGGGAGUAAUUUAUCAAUUAAAUUCACCAACACGUGAGUUUUCUGUAGCAGUGUUUUUGAAUACAAAAUAUCUGCAUUGAUGGCAUGUUUUGAAAACAGUCAAGUUUCAUUGGUUUUGAUAACUAUUUCUAUGUUUGUAUACGUAUCACAGCUUUUGAUAACUAUUUCUAUGUUCGAAUAUUUCUUUAUAGUUUCUUUUUUAAGAAAAAAAUAGAAAAUUCUUUUUUUUUUUUUUUUUUUUUGCUUAAAAAGAAAAUUCUAUUAAAUUCUAUUUGGUUUCUUUGGAUUCUCUUCCUGUGAUAUGUAUGAAAUUGUGAAAGUAAAAUAAUAUAAAAUAUUUCUUUCUGAGGCAUAACGGAGACAACUUUCAUGCCACUUUUAUGUUUUGAGGCUCCCAACCCAAGCACUUACA